This is a messenger RNA of Podarcis raffonei (Aeolian wall lizard), 11339 nucleotides long. RefSeq names its product calcium voltage-gated channel subunit alpha1 I (gene CACNA1I). The record is from RefSeq and is a predicted model, not a curated record. Gene Ontology annotation, cellular component: plasma membrane; voltage-gated sodium channel complex; voltage-gated calcium channel complex. The transcript is spliced from 37 exons. Gene Ontology annotation, biological process: calcium ion transmembrane transport; calcium ion import; positive regulation of calcium ion-dependent exocytosis. Gene Ontology annotation, molecular function: low voltage-gated calcium channel activity; voltage-gated sodium channel activity. The coding region runs from base 795 to 7370 and encodes 2191 amino acids. Lineage: Eukaryota; Metazoa; Chordata; Lepidosauria; Squamata; Lacertidae.
GGGGAUGGGGAGAGCGAACGAGCGAGCUUCACCCCUUCCUUUCUCCCCUAAAAUUGCCUUCCAGUAAUUGUAGGUUUCCCCUAAAGACAUUUGGUGUCACUGUAAGGACAGCAUUUUUCUCUGUCUGUUCAGCGAUUCGGUUGCUUUCCCGGUGCAUCCACUCUGCGAAGCCUGAGCCGAGCCUAGCAUAAGGCACAGCGCGGGAGAAAGAGAAAGCAACGGCAGACGACCCUCUCCUCUUCCUCUUCCAGGUUUCCCUACCAAACUUCUCCCCUGCCAUCUUCCACCUCUCCUCCUUCCCUCCCUCCUCCUCUCGCUCACCUGGCUCUUUCCUGGGAAGCUCGCUCGCCCGCUCUCCUUCCUUCCCCCCUCUCCAUCCAGCCCCCUUUCCCACCCCGACGCGCAAGGGCGCGCGCGCCAAGAGUUCCAGCUCAGGCUCCCAACCUUCGGACUCCAGCCUGAAUCGGAGGCACGUUUUUUUUUUACCAUGUAUUUCCCCUUUAAACCUUCUCCUGCCUCCCAGCCCUCGCCGCCGCUUCCAGCUAUGGAUCUAACGCAACGGCAUACUCUCCACUCCCCGGCGCUCAGCUGAUCCUCAUCGUCUUCUUUUUUGGGGGGGGAGCCCCGUUGUAGAUGUGCGCGCGCGUGUGGGGUGUCUUUUUUCUUUCCUCCCCCCGGCUGGGAAUUUUGUCAAAGUACCUUCUUUUUCAAACUUCUCUGGACCUGGACUCCCCCCACCCCUUCCUCCUCGGAUAUUUCUCUUCCAUGCAAAGGGAUUCUCAUUUCAUGCCAACAUGGCCGAACAUGGCUCCCACCCCUCCUCUACCCGGCAGUCGGGGAACCCACCCACUCGCAAUCCCACUCUGUGCUCUCUGGAACAUGUGGAUCCGGGAAUGAGUGAGCAACCAACCCUGCUGGAGCAACCACCACCAUCCCCAGACCUGGGUGAUGAAGAUGAUGAUGGUGACAUGGAGCCUCCGCCGGACCCAGAUGUGCCCUAUCCUGAUUUGGCCCCCGUGGUUUUCUUCUGCCUGAAACAGACCACCAGCCCUCGCAGUUGGUGCAUCAAGAUGGUGUGCAAUCCUUGGUUUGAGUUUGUCAGUAUGAUGGUGAUCCUGCUGAAUUGUGUGACCCUUGGGAUGUACCAGCCUUGUGAUGAUAUGGACUGCCUCUCCAACAGAUGUAAAAUUUUACAGGUUUUUGACGAUUUCAUCUUCAUUUUCUUUGCGAUGGAGAUGGUUUUUAAAAUGGUGGCCUUGGGGAUCUUUGGCAAGAAAUGCUACCUUGGAGACACUUGGAACCGCCUGGAUUUCUUCAUUGUUAUGGCUGGGAUGGUGGAAUAUUCUCUGGAUCUCCAGAAUAUCAACCUGUCUGCAAUCCGCACUGUGCGCGUCCUGAGGCCCCUCAAAGCCAUCAACCGUGUGCCUAGCAUGCGAAUCCUGGUGAAUUUGCUUUUGGACACCCUGCCUAUGCUGGGGAACGUUCUGCUUCUCUGCUUCUUCGUCUUCUUCAUCUUUGGCAUCAUUGGGGUGCAGCUGUGGGCUGGUCUGCUGAGAAACCGCUGUUUCAUGGAAGAGAACUUGACAAUACAAGGCAACAUUACCCUUCCUCUCUAUUAUCAACCUGAGGAGGACGAUGAAAAGCCCUUCAUCUGUUCACUGUCAGGAGAUAAUGGAAUCAUGGGCUGUCACGAGAUUCCCCCACUGAAGGAGCGAGGCCACGUUUGCUGUUUGGACAAGGAUGACUAUUACUACUACACCUCUGUAAGACAGGAGUUCAACGUCAGCGGCAUGUGUGUCAACUGGAACCAGUAUUACAAUGAGUGUCGCACGGGCAAUGCCAACCCACACAAAGGGGCUAUCAACUUUGAUAAUAUUGGCUAUGCAUGGAUUGUUAUAUUUCAGGUGAUUACACUGGAAGGGUGGGUUGAGAUUAUGUACUAUGUGAUGGAUGCUCAUUCAUUCUACAACUUCAUCUACUUCAUCUUGCUGAUCAUUGUGGGCUCAUUCUUCAUGAUCAACCUAUGCCUAGUGGUCAUUGCUACACAGUUUUCGGAGACCAAGCAGCGAGAGCACCAAUUGAUGCAGGAGCAGCGAGCACGGUACCUGUCUUCCAGCACCGUGGCCAGCUACAUGGAACCAGGAGACUGCUAUGAAGAAAUCUUCCAAUACGUCUGCCAUAUUGUACGCAAGGCCAAGCGCCGCACCCUUGGCUUCUACAACAGCCUGCAGGAUCGGCGCCUGGGCCGAACGGAGCCAAGCGCUGCCAAGAGGAGAAUGAAUGGGAAAGACCAGAGGCAAUACAGACGUUGCCGAAAGCACAACUGUGUUGAUUACGUGCCACAAGGCCUUGGCCAACCGAUUGCCAUGACUUUGACGUCUGACCCCAGCAACUGCCCAAGAUGUCACAAGGCCCAGCGGGAAGCAGCCCGGAGACUCUCCGUGCUUGAGAGCGCCGAUUCGGAUCAGGAAGAAGGAAGAGGACCCAGUGAAGAGGAGGGAGAUGGAAGAAAAGAAAGCACCGGGACUACAGACCUGGAGAAAGAGGAGGAGGAUGGAGAAGAAGGUGGACAGCUGGCUCUCUGGGGUGACGUGUGGCAAGAAGUCAGGGUUAAACUGAGGGGAAUUGUGGAGAGUAAAUACUUCAACCGUGGGAUCAUGAUCGCCAUCCUUGUGAACACCAUCAGCAUGGGCAUUGAGCACCAUGAACAGCCAGAAGAGCUGACUAAUAUUUUGGAAAUCUGCAAUGUUGUGUUUACCAGCAUGUUUGCCCUAGAGAUGAUCUUGAAACUUGCUGCCUUUGGCCUCUUUGAUUAUCUUCGCAAUCCUUACAACAUCUAUGACAGCAUCAUCGUCAUCAUCAGCAUCUGGGAGAUCAUAGGCCAGGCUGAUGGUGGCCUGUCCGUGUUGAGGACAUUCCGGCUACUGAGGGUGUUGAAGCUGGUGAGGUUCAUGCCUGCCUUGCGGCGUCAGCUGGUGGUGCUCAUGAAGACCAUGGACAAUGUCGCUACCUUCUGCAUGCUCCUCAUGCUGUUUAUCUUUAUAUUCAGCAUCCUGGGAAUGCACAUCUUUGGGUGUAAAUUCAGCCUCAGGACUGACACAGGAGACACAGUCCCUGACCGGAAGAAUUUUGACUCCCUACUUUGGGCUAUUGUCACAGUGUUCCAGAUCUUGACUCAGGAGGACUGGAAUGUUGUGCUCUACAAUGGCAUGGCCUCAACUUCUCCAUGGGCAUCUCUUUACUUUGUGGCUCUCAUGACAUUUGGCAAUUAUGUUCUGUUCAAUCUGCUGGUGGCCAUCUUGGUGGAGGGAUUCCAGGCCGAGGUCUUUGAUUUUAUUUUCCCAAUGCAGGGUGAUGCUAACCGGUCAUAUUCAGAUGACGAUCAGAGUUCAUCAAACAAUGAGGAGUUUGACAAAUUCCAAGAUGGCUCGGAUCCAAAGCUUUGUGCAAUUCCCAUGACCCCAAAUGGACAUCUUGACCCCAGCCUUCCGUGUCUCAACCAGCCUGGAGCAGCUGCUGGAAUUCCCAACCCUUCCCGCAAUACUCUGCAGCCAGACCAAGUCCUCAUGGCCCUCGAAUCCAGGAAAAGCAGUGUAAUGUCUCUGUCUAGCUCUCGUAGUUCUCAUUACGGUGCCUGGAGCCGGACUGGGGGCUGGGGGAGCCGCCGCUCCAGCUGGAACAGCCUCGCCCGGGGACAGAGCCUCAAGCACAAGCCUCCUUCAGCUGAGCACGAGUCCCUCUUAUCCGGGGAACGACACAGGGCAUCAGAGGGUGAACAGGAAGGGCUAGUAAGAGUUCACCACCAUCGGCGAACCCUCUCCUUGGACACCAAAGGCUCCUCUGAACUGGUGGAGUUGGCACCCACAGUCCUAUCCAAUCACAGGCCUUUGCGGAAAAUGGGUGUGACCACAGGACCCAGUGAGCACCAGAACUGCAAUGGCAAAAUGCCCAACAUUGCUAAAGAUAUGUUCCCAGAAAUGAACAACCGCAAAGACCAUGGAGAAGAUGAGGAGGAGAUAGACUAUAGCCUGUGUUUCCGUAUCAAAAAGAUGAUAGAGGCCUACAAGCCAGACUGGUGUGAGUUGCGUGAAGACUGGUCCAUCUACCUUUUCUCACCACAAAACAGAUUUCGUAUCCUCUGUCAAACUAUCAUCGCCCAUAAGCUGUUUGAUUACAUUGUCCUGGCCUUCAUUUUCCUGAACUGCAUCACUAUUGCCCUGGAGAGACCACAGAUUGAACAGAGAAGCACAGAGAGAAUCUUCCUUACGGUAUCCAAUUACAUCUUCACAGCGAUCUUCGUUGCUGAGAUGACGCUGAAAGUAGUCUCCCUUGGCUUAUAUUUUGGGGAGCAGGCCUAUCUCCGCAGUAGCUGGAAUAUCCUGGAUGGCUUCUUGGUGUUCGUGUCCAUCAUUGAUAUUGUGGUUUCGGUAGCCUCUGCUGGUGGAGCCAAAAUUCUGGGCGUGCUGCGAGUCCUCCGGCUGCUGCGUACUUUACGCCCUCUUAGGGUUAUAAGUCGUGCACCGGGCCUGAAGCUUGUGGUCGAGACACUCAUUUCAUCACUCAAGCCCAUUGGAAACAUCGUCCUCAUUUGCUGUGCUUUCUUCAUCAUCUUCGGCAUUCUUGGGGUGCAGCUGUUCAAGGGGAAGUUCUACCACUGUCUGGGCGUGGACACCCGAAACAUCACCAAUAGGUCUGACUGCAUGGCUGCCAAUUACAAGUGGGUUCAUCACAAAUACAACUUCGACAAUCUGGGCCAGGCUUUGAUGUCACUCUUUGUACUGGCUUCCAAAGAUGGCUGGGUCAACAUUAUGUACAAUGGACUGGAUGCUGUGGCUGUUGAUCAGCAGCCAGUGACCAACAACAACCCUUGGAUGCUCCUUUACUUCAUUUCUUUCUUGCUCAUCGUCAGCUUCUUCGUCCUCAACAUGUUUGUAGGGGUGGUGGUGGAGAACUUCCACAAAUGUCGGCAACACCAAGAGGCAGAAGAGGCCCGGCGGCGGGAAGAGAAGCGCCUGAGGCGCCUGGAGAAGAAGCGUAGGAAAGCACAGCGCUUGCCGUAUUAUGCCACCUACUGCUCUGUCCGCCUCCUCAUCCAUUCGGUCUGCACCAGCCACUACUUGGACAUCUUCAUCACUUUCAUAAUUUGCCUCAACGUUGUCACUAUGUCCCUGGAGCACUACAACCAGCCAAUGUCUCUGGAGACUGCCCUCAAGUACUGCAACUACAUGUUCACCACUGUGUUUGUCCUGGAAGCGGUUUUGAAGCUUGUAGCCUUUGGGCUGAGACGCUUCUUCAAAGACAGGUGGAACCAACUGGACCUGGCCAUUGUUCUGCUCUCAGUCAUGGGCAUCACACUUGAGGAGAUUGAAAUAAAUGCUGCCCUUCCCAUCAACCCAACCAUCAUCCGUAUCAUGAGAGUGCUGCGUAUUGCCCGAGUUUUGAAGCUCCUGAAGAUGGCGACUGGAAUGCGAGCAUUACUGGACACAGUUGUGCAAGCACUGCCACAGGUGGGGAAUCUUGGACUGCUCUUCAUGCUCCUUUUUUUCAUCUAUGCUGCUCUAGGAGUGGAGCUCUUUGGGAAACUCAUUUGCAAUGAUGAGAAUCCCUGUGAGGGUAUGAGCCGUCAUGCCACCUUUGAGAACUUUGGGAUGGCCUUCCUCACACUUUUCCAGGUCUCCACUGGUGAUAACUGGAAUGGAAUCAUGAAGGACACACUGCGUGAAUGCACUCAUGACGACCGGAGCUGUCUCAGCAACCUGCAGUUCAUCUCGCCACUCUACUUUGUCAGCUUCGUGCUCACCGCCCAGUUUGUCCUCAUCAAUGUAGUAGUAGCUGUGCUUAUGAAACACCUGGACGACAGCAACAAGGAAGCACAAGAGGAUGCAGAAAUGGAUGCUGAGAUUGAGCUGGAGAUGGCCCAUGGCCUCUGCUCCCGUAACUGUGGUUCACCGAGUGCUGGACACGAUGGAGGAGGUGGGAGAUUGGAUCCUGGAGGACAGCUGUGCAUGGCAUGUUACUCUCCUGCACAGGAGAACUUAUGGCUGGACAGUGUCUCUUUAAUUAUUAAGGACUCCUUCGACGGGGAGUUAAUGAUCAUCGAUAACCUAUCGGGCUCCGUCUUCCAUCAUUACUCCUCGCCGGCCAUGUGCGAGAAGUGUAACCAUGACAAGCAAGAGGUUCAGCUGGCCGAAAUGGAAGGCUUAUCACUCAACUCUGAUAAGUCUUCCAUCCUGCUUGGGGACGAUGGAGACAACAACAGUGUCGAUCAGCCAAGCCCUAAGGAGGAGGAGGCCAAGGAUGGUGAAGACAGUCCUAACUCCACAGGGAUUGUGGGUUUGGAGGAAUGUCUCUUCCCUUUAACAAAUAUGGAAGCUUCUCCAACUCCAGAAAGCUACUUGUGUGAAGUGGAGAAAAUCUCUUUCAGUCCAGUCCAGUCUUGGCUGAAGAACGAGAGCAACCCAGGUCCUCCUACCCCCUUCUCUCCAGAUCCAUCCAAUCCCCUGUUACCAUUGCGAGCAGAGUUUUUCGUCCCAGCUGUUCCUGCCAAUCCGCCAAGUCAGGAGAAAGCUUCCUGCCCAGAGAGCCUCCCAAAAAUCUCUUUGCAAGCUUCCUGGGCGUCUCUGCAAUCUCCAGGUGUCCACUGCUCACUUAUCCACCAGACCACAGAGAGUGACACCUCCCUGGAAGACUGCAGGAGCAACAGUUCGGAAGGCAGCUUGCAGACCACACUGGAGGACAGCUUAAACCUCAGUGACUCGCCCCAGUGCACCCUGGACCUCCCAGUUGCACUGUGCCCAGUGCCAGCCACAGCCACCAAAAAAGCCUUGGUGGCGCCUCUUUCCCCUGCCUCCCGCAGGCAGAGCUUGAGGGGCCGUGGGAUCUUCACUCUCCGGAACAUCAGCCGGCACCAGCGGAGCCACAGCAGCGGUGGGAGCACGAGCCCCGGCUGCACUUACCAUGACUCCAUGGACCCUUCGGACGAGGAGGGCGCAGGGAGCAGCCUGAGAGGCGGAGGCAACAACAGUGAGCAGUCAGAGACCCUCAGCAGUCUCUCUCUGACGUCCCUCUUCUCGCCGCCCCCUCCGCCCCAAGGUCUGGCGCUUGUGAAGAAGUGCAACAGCACCAGCAGUCUCCACGCCAACCCUUCCUCCCGGGGCUCUGCAGCAAACGAUGGCAAGCAGUUCUACUCUGUUGACCCCAGGGGUUUUUUAUCCAUGCCCUCGUGGGUGACGGACUUCUGCAAGAACAGCCCCUCUCCGCGGGAGGGCAACGUACCAGAGGGCUCGGACAGGAUUGAGACUGCAGGCCACAGCUCCCCAAUUCCUUCCGAGUUGCAGCUGGGGAGCGGAGUCAGCAAGAGGAAUAGAUGAGGCAGCUCCCCAAGACAGGGAGGAAGAGCGUCGUGUGAACAAGGGAGCGUGUGCUGGCUGCCAUUUCCGAAACAGUUCCAAACGCAGGAGCUGUGGAGAAGGAAACAAGCAGACACGCAAAAUAUAAAUAUGUGUGUGUGUGUGCGUGCGUGUGCGUGUGUAUGUGUGGAAAACAAAGACUUUUGUACCAUACCUCAGAGACACGAGAGAGCGAAAGCAAUAUGUGGACCCCCCCACCCACCUACCCAUGCACGGGACCAGCACCUCUGCAAAGACGACAGUGGGGCAUAGGGAUCCAGAGAAUUCUGGGUGAUGAGGCUGAAGAGCCUCUGGCCCAAGGAGUAGCCUGGGGGGCAGCCGUUUACUCCUCUACAUAGACAAAUAUAUAUGUACAGAUAUAGAGAAUGAGUUAUUUAUUUUUUUUACAGAGAGUUUAGGACUUCCAGAAAAGUGCUAAGCGUGAAAAGGGCAGGGUCUUGGGGGGAGGGGAUUAUUUCAGACUGAAAUCAGCAACCAAGCUGUGUUUUAAGGGUUUGGGAAUCUCUUUUGAGGAAAAUCAGAUUGCUCUAUGUUUCUAUUUGGGAAAUAGUAAUAGUGCAAAAGCUAUUGUCCAGCUGUUUGGGGGAGACGGGGCAGCAAAGGACAGCUCACUAUGUGAAAAUGCUCCAUAGAAAUACUUAGGGUGAGCACCAUUAAAUCUUCAGCUGGGGUUGUGUCCUCUCAGUGUAGCUGAGCUCCUCAGGCAAGGACAAUGAAGGCUCCAUUUCUUAAAUGUGAACUCUGAGGGUCUUGCGGCUCCGACUGUGGGGCCAUGGAGCACUGGAGGCUAUUCAGGUUUGCUUUUUUUAAGGGUGUGCGUGUGACAACGAGAAGUCACAGGGCAACUACUGGAUGCUCCGAUUCUCACUGAUCUUUUUUUUCUUUUUGCAACAAAAAAAAAUCUAAGAAAGAAAGCUGCUUGGGGGGGAACUACUCUGUACUGUUAAGGGGUUUGGGGUGUAGAGUUUAUUUUCUUUAACAUUCAGUACUUUUGAAGAGUCUAUUUUAGAAGCCCAAAGGUGCAAAAACCAUCUCUAGAGAAAGGUAUGUUAUUUUUUACAAAUAUAUUGAAAGAAUAAAAAUGAAACAUGAGAGAAUGAGCAAGAGGAGCAGGCCGAACCUCAAGCGUAAAGCGCCAUUAGCUCUCUGUCUCGUUUGGGGCUCAUAACUUUGACACACGGGGAUUUAUCUCUGAAUAAUCUUAGGGAAGAUAGGUGAGCCUUGUUCCUCCCUAAUGCUUUUUUAUGGCCUUCUGUGCUAAUUCAGUGUGGUGGCUCUUGGACUGUGUCAGAUGAGAUAAGAAUUCAAAACAGUCUGCACCUUUUUGGGCCCCGACAGCAGAAGUUGAUGGAGAGGGCCAAACUGCAGCUGUGGUUGGCAUUGCAUGUAUCUUUUAAAAACUUUAAAUAGCUGCUGCUGCUGCUGCUGAAAGGCGGGAAGCAGGAUGGAUUGGGACCACGAUGCAUACAGGGCGGCUUUAACCCUUUCCCCUUGUUUCAUAACCCUGACAGCCCCUCUCAAGCUGCUUUUUGACACAGGAAGGAAGCCCCCCACUGGCUCCAAUGAGUACUUCCCUCUGAUGCCAAAUAGCAACUUGUGGGGGGCAGGAGGAAAGAGUUAAACUGCUUCCCCAGGUGCUGCAGUGUCAGUCAUCAUGAUUUGGCCCCACAUCAGCUAUUUAUGGUCUUUAAAAGUUACACACAACACCAAACUGCAUGUAUAAUGUCACAUGUAGUUUGGCCUUGAGUGAGUGAGUGUGUGUAUGUGUGUGUGUGUACAUGUGUGUAAAUGUAUGUGUAUAUGCAAUACAGUGGGUUAUUUAUUCACCAGUGAAUGUUUGAAAGGAUUGUUGCUCGCCUUUUCUGUGCUUUGCAAACAGGGUGGAUUGAUCACCAGGGUGGUGGCCCGUUGCUGGUUAGAUAUAGUGGCUGGUUAGACGAAAUCUACUCAGUCAUAGGGAUCGUUCUCAAAAAAACAGAGAGGUCCGUUUCUUUCUCUAUCAUGUGUAACUCAUUCCCAGUGAUUCAAUCCCCCUUUCAGGGUGCCUUUGUAUCCAGUCUUGCUUUUUCUACCACUAGCCAAGCCCUCUGCUAGGAAGACUGAUUUCUGGAAAGCAUAUAUUAUUAUUUUUCAGGGCAGGGGUAGGACAUUCAGCAAUGCAGCUUAGUGUUGCCAACUGACCCAGGGGUGGGAGCAACCUGGCAGGCUCCUUUGGCAGAAGCAUGAUCCACAGAAAUCAGCAGGUGAAGCUUUUCCCAUCAUGGAGAUGGAAUCUCUCUCUUGCUUAUUGCUGCAGAUCGAAGCACUGUUUCAUGGCACAUCUACAGGUGCUGGUGGAAAAGUUGGCAGCCAACUUAAAGGGCUUUGGGAAAACAACAGUAGGAAACGAUCCCCUUUCCUGCUACCACGUUUCUCUUCGCUGAAAGGCACAUGCCAUUGGGGUGGAGGGGGAGAGGUGCAUAGGGAGGAGAGCUUGCUUUCAGAGGAGGGCACUCCUGUCCUCUGCUGCAUAGAGUGGACCACACCUACCUCUGUGGACCCCUUCUGCAAUUUUGGGGCUCGCGCCAAGGGUCAAGGCCCUUUAAAGAGCCAUGAUUGUAGCCCCCUGUAACGUAAGAAGCAAGGGCACUGCUGGUCUGUAUGUCAAAACAGUUGUUUUGUUCUUUAUAUUUGAUGAGGCAGUAAAUACCAAAUGGAGAUGGAAUUACAAUGGCAUCACACCUCGGAAAGUAAUACAUGUUCCUUAGCGAGUGCAGAAGCUGAACUGAGCAGUGUGUCUAAUGCUCUGGGAUCCCCUAAGAGAUCUGAAAUCCCCACCUCUUCAGAUAAGCCACUGGUCUGCAUUAAUAAAGCAAUAACAGCAGUGUUGAUUUUAAAUGUUUAUUUUGUGCUGAAUUUUGUGGCAUGUUUCCCACCUAUUUUCUUUUUCAAGCAUAAAACUCUCAUGGGGAGAAAAAACGCAGCCCCUCUUUAAAUCACACACACUCCCCUGCAAGGGACAAGGAAGCAGUCGCUACCAAAACAUUUUAAUGAGACUGAAAUUGAUCAACUUCAUCAUCCCCAUCCCAUGCUGAAAUCGUUCAGGGGCCAGUUCAUUCUGUUCAUCAGGGAAUCUCCAGCCGUUUUUGCUUUUGGACAGCUGUCAGACGACAACAUCAGCUCCCGUACCAAACACCAACAGAGGCACAGUAGACCUCACACUGCCUGCCAAAAUAGUAGGUAGGGAUUUUACAUUCCUAUUGGAUGUUGCCUAUGAAAAUCCUUGCAAAACUCAAUGGGGAGCCCAAUGCACACCUGCACGCUCACAAUAUCAUUCCAAAAUGCCAUGGUGUGAACUGAAUAUAUGAAAUUGUACCUAGAUAUGCUUGAAAUGUGGAGAGAGAAAGCCCACUCACACGCAAAGACAAAAUAUGCAGUGUAUAAUGUUGUCUGCAGUUAUUUCAAAUGUAGCCUUAAAUAGUGGAGAGGUGGACAUGAAAAGCAGCUAGGAAUUUAAUUUCCUUGUAUUGAGAGUGGCUGCAAAGUCUGAGGAAUUCAGAAGGGGUGCUUAACCCUUCCUUUACCCACCCAUUUGUCUCUGUGUUAGUGUUGGGCCCGCUUGUGUUUGUACUGUAAAGUGUUGUUCUGCCCUGAGAAUGGUCGCCAUCAAAGAGUAGAGCAGGGUUCAAACCUGCAUUGCUUAGAGCCUGAUUCUAUGCAUGUUUAAUUAGAAGUAAUUCCCACUCACCAGUGGUGCUAGGCUGGGUCUCUGGUUGUCAUGUUUGAGAAAGCACCAUCUCAUGUUCACAAGCAGGUUUUCUGCUUCAUACAUUUCAGUUAUUUUGAUAAUCGUUUCUAUCUUGUGAGCCCUUACAUUUCAGGGGCUUGUUUUUUGUUUGCACAUUUUUCAUAACCUUACAAUAGGAGGGUCUUUGUUGGGGGGCUUCUGGC